Asparagus officinalis (garden asparagus) is the source of this 1743-nucleotide messenger RNA. Its product is annotated as lipase-like. The record is from RefSeq and is a predicted model, not a curated record. The transcript has 8 exons. The coding region runs from base 63 to 1472 and encodes 469 amino acids. Lineage: Eukaryota; Viridiplantae; Streptophyta; Magnoliopsida; Asparagales; Asparagaceae.
UCUUCCUCCUUCGUGAGCAAAAGAGGGAGCGGUAGAAGCUUCAUUCAACAGAGAGGUUCACUAUGGCGAAGCUCUCACUCAAAAUUCUAGGGCUAGCAGCUGAGCUCGCUUUGAGCUCUAUGCUUCAUCUCUUAUAUGGGCUUUAUAUAUUCAGCACCGCCGUUGCCUGGGACCUCUCUAAAGCUCUAACUGAGCUCUAUAGGCCCAACAGUGCAAAAAAUGUGAAAUCUUUAGAUGAUAAUGUGAAGCAGAAGGUGAUAUUGGAUGGUUCGGUGCCCCCAAUUGUGCUUGUUCAUGGAAUCUUUGGAUUUGGGCAAGGGAGGCUUGGGGAUUUGUCUUAUUUCGCUGGCGCAGAGAAGAAAGAUGAGCAUGUUUUAGUCCCUGAUUUGGGUUCUUUGACUAGUAUUCAUGAUAGGGCUAGAGAACUGUUCUAUUAUUUGAAAGGAGGGCAGGUUGAUUAUGGAGAGGAGCACAGUAGAAUCUAUGGGCAUUCGCAAUUCGGGAGGAAAUAUGAGCAAGGGCAUUACCCAAUUUGGGAUGAACGGCAUCCAAUCCAUUUCGUUGGUCACUCUGCCGGAGCUCAGGUUGUGAGGGUUCUGCAGCAAAUGCUAGCUGAUAAGGCUUUCAAAGGCUAUGAGAACACCUCUGAAGACUGGGUACUAAGUCUUACCUCCUUGUCAGGAGCUCUCAAUGGAACAACAAGAGCCUAUAUCGAUGGAAUGCGGCCAGUAGAUGGAACAUCCAUGAAAUCAAUAUGUCUCCUUCAACUCUGCAGAUUAGGAGUCACAUUUUACGAUUGGUUUAACAUCCCAUUUGUAAAAAAUUACUACAAUUUUGGGUUCGAUCAUUUUGAGAUGGAAUGGAGAAAAACUGGCAUCUCAGGCCUCAUCGAUCUUUUAUUAGGAAAUACAGGUCCAUUUGCUACUGGAGAUUGGAUCCUACCUGAUUUAACAAUCCAAGGCUCAAUCAAGAUCAAUUCGACUCUCCAAACUUUUCCAAAUACAUAUUACUUCAGUUAUGCAACCAAGAUGACAAGGAGUAUAAUGGGAGUAACAGUGCCUUUGAGUGUGCUUAGAGUUCAUCCGUUGUUGCUUUUGAGAGUUCUUCAGAUAUGUCAGUUUCGAUUUCCUUCAGAGCUGAACCUGCCCUAUAAAGGGUACAGAGAUGAAGAUUGGGAAGACAAUGAUGGAGCUUUGAAUACAUUAUCGAUGACACAUCCUCGAUUUCCUGUAGAGCAUCCGAGCCGUUUGGUAUUGGAUGAUUCAGAAUGCCAUCCAAUGCAACCUGGAAUCUGGUACUAUAAAAUAAUUGAAGCAGAUCACAUGUUUUUCAUUGUGAAUAGAGAGAGAGCAGGAGUUCAAUUUGAUCUCAUGUACGAUAGUAUUUUCCAGCGAUGCAGAAAGCAUGUAUUCAGGUCUAGACCGCCACCAACAUUACCCAAUGUAUCGACAACAGAGGAGAACUUAUUGUAGAAUAGGAGCAUAUUGAUUCUUUUCUGCUUAUUUUCUCUCUUCAAGCUGGAUUGUAAAUCACAAUUGAUACCAAUGAGAGCUUAACGAGAGAAAUUUGUAGAGAUUUUACUUGUACAUGGAAAAUAUCGUUAGCUUCAAAGAUAAUUCUGAAACAAGGGAUUUUGAUAGUAAAUGAUGUACACCACUUUGUUUGUGAGGUCUAAAUGAGACUACAAUUUGUUAUAAACCAAGUGUACGCAGAAGACUCUAAAACAGUUGUGUAGCUGCCCAA